Molecule: messenger RNA, 3266 nt
Organism: Phlebotomus papatasi
Lineage: Eukaryota; Metazoa; Arthropoda; Insecta; Diptera; Psychodidae
Gene: MAN1
Product: inner nuclear membrane protein Man1
Exons: 3
Coding region: 348-2654 (768 amino acids)
Biological process (GO): nuclear envelope organization; negative regulation of BMP signaling pathway
Cellular component (GO): nuclear inner membrane
Molecular function (GO): chromatin DNA binding
Source: RefSeq, a predicted model, not a curated record
AAACACUUGUGGCGCUGUAAUCAGUUUUGGAUUGUGUGUCUCGCUCGCCUGAAAAAAUUGCGUUUUUCUGUGACUUUCUUGUGAGUUUUCGUCGUGAAAGUGCCCCCAUAUUGUGCCCUACGGCACCACAAAGACUUCCAGAGGGUGCAAUUGAACUGGCUGGAGACACCAAUAGGUGGUAAAGCAGAUGGUUAGUAUCGUAUGACGCACAACUAAAAAUAGCAUCAUUGAGGGGGGAAAGUGAGGUUAUGUGAUAGGGGGGCCUGCUUUGACAUUUGGUAUUUUGUUUCUCACGGAAAAAUUUGGGGAUUUUGGUGUGUUGGGGCACACAGGAAGUGACACAGUGAAUGAUGAACAAGUCGAGAAAUCAACUUGAGCGUCUGAGUAAUGCGGAAGUGGGUCAGUUGUUGGUGCAGUACGGCUUCCCCAAUACACCCGUGACAGCAACAACAAGGAAGGUGCUGAUAUCACGGCUACGGACGCGUAUGCAGCAGGAUCAGGAGAAGCUGCGCAAGGACACAUCGUAUGUGACAAGGUAUUCGAGUGGAGAGGAAUCGGAUCUUGACACAAGCACCCACAGUCGCCAUCAGAUUGACGGGACCUCAUUUGCCCACGGACGCCCGCACAAGUCCACAUCCUUUGGCACAAUGCUCCCGCCCCCAGCUAAAAACAAACGCCACACGGUACAUAGCAACUAUCCCACGGUCAAGGUGCCCAUUCAGCCGCGAAGUGCGGUGUUUGUGCCGCCGCCAAUUGUGGCUCCGGACACGGAUGAGGACUCAGAUAUCCACCUGCCGCCCGACUACAAGCACAACUCGUAUGCCAGCAGCCGCCUGUCGGGAUUCAACUUCCGGAAGCGCUAUACGCCACAGGCGGAUGCUGCAGACGGACAGUACUUAGAUGCUGGAGUGACAUCCAACAGAUUCUCCGGCAUUAACACCUCGUCGUCGUCGAAUGGGCACAAUUCAGCCGAGGAGUCACCAUAUCUUAGUGAUUUCACCAAACGGCUCCUUCGGCUGCGCGGGGAAACCGUGAGCAAGGAAGCAGCUUCUACCAGGAGGAGUCCCAGCAACAGAUAUUUUGGUGUUCAGGUGCCUGAUGUAAAUUCCUCGAGUUCGUCAAUUGACAGCAUUGUCCAUCAUGCCCCAGAGACCCCAACGCUUCCCCGUCACUCAGCGGUUAGCCAUGCGGCACCGCAGAGUGUCCAGACUGCCCUGUCGAAUCUUGUGAGUCGCUUGGAUGAGCAGUAUGGUUUCAAGCAGACUCUCGUGCCAUGCCUCCUCGUGACCACAUUCAUUGUCUUCAUCAUGUUUGUCAUCUUUGCCUAUUUGACCAUCAGUCCUGACCUCGUCAAUACGUUGAGUGCUGAGGUGGCGUCUGUGGAGCUGUGUGGCGAGGGAAUGGGACUAAAGAGGCCAGGGUAUGCGUGCAUUGAACGAGGAGAUGUGGAACCGGCGCUGGAGAUGCUCAAGGCAAUAGCGCCGGAAUUGCAGGCGCGCGUUGAGGGGAAUCGGUGUCGGGAUCCGGGGCGUCCGUUUACAAUGACAGCCAGUGAAGUGAUUCAGCUGGCGUCGAGGCACAAUGAGGGCGUGAGUGUAGGGCGAAUUGUGCAGCAGUUGCACAAUAUGGAGUACCUGAUUGAGCGCAAUCCACAAUGGGGAGUGAAUCAUGUUAAUGCCGAUGGGGAGGCACUGACAUUCGAUGAGGUGGUCCAACUGAGAGAAUCCCGUGGGAAUUGUUUUGGUAUUCUUAAUCCACGUUUGCCACUGAGUUGUCUGUUGCGCAGUAAAAUGCAGAAAUUCUUCCUGAUUGUGGGCACAAUGGCCCUUUUGGGCAUUAUGGUGUAUGCUGGAAAUCUCUUUUGGAAGUUUGUCAUCUAUGUGAAGAGGAUGCGACAGGCCAAAGUGGAUAGGAUGAUUAGUGAAAUCAUUACAGUUCUCAUGGAACAGGCAACAAAUGAAGCUGGUGGAUUGGUUGUGGUGAAUCAUUUGCGUGACAAACUCAUUCCUGUGGCACAGCGAAAGGAAUUGGAUGCAGCUUGGCAGGAGGCUAUUGAGUAUCUGGCCAAGAAUGAGAGUAGAAUUCAAUUUGAGAUGGGAACACGCAAUGGGGAGGAUUGCCGAAUGAUGCGGUGGAUUGAUACAGUUUCACCGUCAUUGCUGCAUCACAGGAAUUCAGCUGGGCCAGGAAGUGUUGGGAAUGCAGUGAAGAAAUGGCAGAGUCCAGCCAUUGAUAAGAGCAACAAAAUCAAGGAUCCACCCACGGAGUGCCUCAAAAUUCGGCACAUGUUUGAGAAAUUCGAGACCAAUAAUCCCAAUCUCAAGACAAUCGUCACGGAUGCCAUUCUCGAGAAGGUGGGCCCCAAGUGUCGAAUCUUGGAUGUGCAGCUGGAGAAGACAGCGUGCUGUGUUUAUGUACGCUGCGAGACGCCCAAGGAUGCUGGGAUUGUUCAUGAUGAGAUCAAUGGUUGGUGGUUUGACAAUCGUCUGGUGUCCAUAAAAUUCCUACGACUGGAGAGAUAUCUGAGUCGUUUUCCAAAAUCUACGGCGGCUCUGGUUCCCCUGAGGCCGUCCAAUACGAAAAAUCUCUCCAUGAGUCAGUGCUUCACGGAGCCACCGGACAACGCCUUUGCCGAUGACGAUGACGAGGACUAGGGCACACAUCUGACCACCAUAAAUCCUAGGUAUCAUCUUUACUUUUAAAUCCAUAUCACGCCCCGCCCCUCUGCCCCAUAAAAACUUUUUUGUCAUUUCAAUCAUCCCAUUUUUUUUUGACCACCAAAACCCCUCGCCCAUCAAGAAGAAAAAAAAAUCAUGCGAAGAAAAUCCUGCCAAAUGUGGCAGAAUGUGCAUUUAAUUUUAGUAGUUCAUGGACAAAAGAAUUCAUCACGAAAAAAAGAGAAAGAAAGAAAGAGAAAUUGUGCAAAAAAACAAAAUGAAAAAUCAACAAGUGCGAGUGGACAAGUGAUGAGAAAUUAUUAUCUCUUUGUAAAAUUUAAUGUUCUUCUUUCUUCCCUUUUUAUCUAUUACAUGUAAACUUCAUUUUUUUUUUAAAUGUCACAUUGCGUUAGAAUUUGUUUUUUUUUAGAGAGCAUAAACAGAAAAGAAGAAGAAGAAGAACGGAGAUUGUAAUAAUUUUAGAAUGAGAAUUUUUUUGACAAGAAAAAAAAGAAAAAAAAAACAAAAUUAAUUCUUAACUCUGUUGCUGCGAGGAACUUUUGAAGAUUUUUAAAUAAAAUUUUUCAAUAACAUGUUUAACGGACAAAA